Messenger RNA from Diceros bicornis minor, 4426 nucleotides. It is a transcript of the gene ASAP3, whose product is annotated as ArfGAP with SH3 domain, ankyrin repeat and PH domain 3. Bases 64 to 2781 code for a protein of 905 amino acids. Gene Ontology annotation, molecular function: GTPase activator activity; protein binding. Gene Ontology annotation, biological process: cell migration; positive regulation of GTPase activity. Gene Ontology annotation, cellular component: cytoplasm; focal adhesion. NCBI's taxonomy places the organism in Eukaryota, Metazoa, Chordata, Mammalia, Perissodactyla, Rhinocerotidae. The record is from RefSeq and is a predicted model, not a curated record. The transcript is spliced from 25 exons.
CGGUGCAGCGAGCGCCCCCCGCGCCUCUCUCCCCAGCCCCGGCGCCCCCCCCGCGCGCCCGCCAUGCCGGAGCAGCUCAGCGUCGCCGAGUUCCUGGCCGUCACCGCGGAGGACCUCAGCUCCCCGGCCGGGGCCGCUGCCUUCGCCGCCAAGAUGCCCCGGUGCCGGGGGGCGGCGCUGGCGCGGGAGGAGGUCCUGGAAGGAGACCAGGCCCUCCUGCAGAGAGUGAAGAAGGCGGUGCGGGCGAUCCACAGCUCCGGCCUUGGCCACGUGGAGAACGAGGAGCAGUACCGAGAGGCUGUGGAGUCAUUAGGCAACAGCCACCUGUCCCAAAACAGUCACGAGCUGUCCACCGGCUUCCUGAACCUGGCCGUGUUCACCCGCGAGGUGGCCGCGCUCUUCAAGAACCUGGUUCAGAACCUGAACAACAUUGUCUCUUUCCCCCUGGACAGUCUGUUGAAGGGGCAGCUGAGGGAUGGGCGACAGGACUCCAAAAAGCAGCUGGAGAAGGCGUGGAAGGACUACGAAGCCAAAAUGGCCAGGCUGGAGAAGGAGAGGGACCGGGCCAGGGUGACAGGAGGGAGCCCUGGGGAGGUGGCCCAGGACACGCAGAGAGAGCGGCGCGUCUUCCAGCUGCACAUGUGUGAGUAUCUGCUGAAAGCCGGGGAGAGCCAGAUGAAGCAAGGCCCCGAUUUCCUGCAGAGCCUCAUCAAGUUCUUCCACGCCCAGCACAACUUUUUCCAAGAUGGCUGGAAGGCUGCUCAGAGCCUGUCCCCCUUCAUCGAGAAGCUGGCGGCCUCGGUACAUGCACUGCGUCAAGCGCAGGAGGAGGAGCUGCAGAAGCUGACCCAGCUCCGCGACUCCCUCCGAGGGACGCUGCAGCUUGAGAGCAGAGAGGAGAACCUGAGCCGGAAGAACUCGGGGGGUGGCUACAGCAUCCACCAGCACCAAGGCAACAAGCAGUUUGGGACGGAGAAGGUGGGCUUUCUGUACAAGAAAAGUGAUGGAAUUCGAAGAGUCUGGCAGAAAAGGAAGUGUGGAGUCAAAUAUGGCUGCCUGACCAUCUCACACAGCACGAUAAACCGGCCCCCAGUGAAGCUGACCCUGCUGACGUGCCAAGUGAGGCCAAACCCCGAGGAGAAGAAGUGCUUUGACCUGGUGACGCACAACAGGACAUACCACUUCCAGGCGGAGGACGAACACGAGUGUGAGGCGUGGGUGUCGGUGCUGCAGAACAGCAAGGACGAAGCCUUGAGCAGUGCCUUCCUCGGGGAGCCCGGCAGCGGCCCGGGGCCCUGGGGGGGCGCCGGGCUGGACGGGGAGCCCCAGGACCUCACCAAGCUGCUCAUCGCCGAGGUGAAGAGCAGGCCCGGGAACGGCCAGUGCUGCGACUGCGGGGCUGCAGACCCCACGUGGCUCAGCACCAACCUGGGCGUGCUCACUUGCAUCCAGUGCUCCGGCGUGCACCGCGAGCUGGGCGUGCGCUUCUCGCGCAUGCAGUCCCUCACCCUGGACCUGCUGGGCCCCUCUGAGCUGUUGCUGGCCUUGAACAUCGGAAACACACGCUUCAAUGAGGUCAUGGAGGCCCAGCUGCCCUCACACGGCGGCCUUAAACCCUCUGCUGAGAGUGACAUGAGCACCCGCAGGGACUAUAUCGUGGCCAAGUAUGUGGAACACAGGUUCGCCCGGCGGUCCACAACUGAGCCUCAGAGACUCUGCAUAGCCAUUUGCAACCGGGACCUCCUGUCGGUCCUGGAGGCCUUCGCUAAUGGGCAGGACUUUGGACAGCCACUGCCUGGGCCGGAGGGGCAGGCACCUGGAGAGCUCGCCCUGCACUUGGCUGUCAGAGUCGCCAACCAGGCCUCCCUGCCCCUGGUGGAUUUCAUCAUCCAAAAUGGUGGUCACCUGGAUGCCAAGGCUGUUGAUGGGAAUAGCGCUCUGCACUACGCCGCUCUCUACAACCAACCCGAUUGCCUCAAGCUGCUGCUGAAAGGGAGAGCGUCCACGGGCACAGUGAACGAGGCAGGAGAAACAGCUCUGGACGUAGCCAGGAAGAAGCAGCACAAGGAGUGUGAGGAGCUGCUGGAGCAGGCCCAGGCUGGGACCCUCGCCUUCCCCCUACACGUGGACUACCCCUGGGGAAUUUCCACAGAGCCUGGCUCUGACAGUGAGGAGGACGAGGAAGAGAAGCAGCGCUGCCCUCUGAAGCCCCCAGCCCAGGUCCGCUGGGCCAGUGGGAGGCUGGACAUCAGCAACAAGACCUAUGAGACCAUUACCAGCCUGAGACCAGCCGGCCCUCAGAGCCAGAGUGAGGACUGCCCCCCGCCCUUGCCAGUCAAAAAUCCUUCUCGGACUGUGGUCCAAGGGCGUGCGGGACAUGCCAGUGGAGAUCGUUCUGAAGUCCCCAGCCUGAGCUCGGAACCCCCUGGGGCCCUUGAGAGCCUGAGCAGUCCAGCCUCCUCCUUCUCCAGCCUCACAAGCCCUGUGGAACCUGGGGGUCCCAGCCAAACCCUGCACGGUUCUGAAGAGGGCCUCUGGGAGCCCUUGGGCGCCUCUCGACCCAGCCUGCCAUCUGGAACCGCACCUGCGGAGACGUAUCCCCCUGUCAGGUUCAGCUCCGAGAGCACUCGCUCCUAUCGGCGGGGGGUGCGGAGCGCCGAAGACUGUCCCUCAGCCAAGCAGCCUCUACCUAGAAGAAACAUGCCGAUUGGCUUCGCUGAAGGAGAGGGCUCAAGGACUGGGGUUCUCCCGGCAAGUUCUGUGCAGCUUUUGCAAGACUAGCUCCUUGCUGGUCCUUGCAUGCCUGGACCACCCCCAUGCUGGACCCCAACGUUCAGAGCUAGGACUUGAGCCCACAAGACUGGGGAGCUGAGGUGUUCAUUCCCUUAGGUCUUGCUGUCUCUGUUCCUUGUGCUUUUGUGGCUGGCCUUCCUCCCUGCAACGGGCCCGUGCCCCCGCCAAGGACACUGGACCCUUCCAUGUUAGGGAUGAUGGUGGUUCUUUCCCCUCUAUCUCAUUACCCGCCAGGGGCCAGGGAGCCCUAUGGCUGGAUCUCCUGAGCUAGCUUCAGCUGCAGAACCCUCAAUCCCUUAUCAGACCAGGACUGUGUUUCUUCCAUCAGUCUGGGGGCUCCACAAGAGUAGGACCAGCCCACCUUCAUCAUUCUCCCUGUCCAGACCAGGGAUUCUGCCAGACUAGGGACUGUCUUCUCAGCCUUUCAUUAGUCUAGUAUUCUUUUACUGAGUUCCAGCUCUACGUAUGCCACAUGAAUAAGACAAGGGUCCUGCAGAGGCGGUCCCUUGCUGGGAAGCUGGUUCCAGAAGUUGGGCUUGGGAAUGGGCAGGGCUAGUCCUGGGGAUGGUCCUGGGCUCGGGCAGGCUGACAAUCAGCUGGUUUGCCCCUGUGUGACACGGCAGCUGCCUGCAGCCCAUUUCCAUUCUGGCUGGUCAAUGCCCGUGCUCUUCUGGCUGUUAAAUAAGUGUUCUAAAUAUCACCCCUUUUGAGGGUCAGCACAGCCUCCUGGGGGACCUCUGCCACGCUCCCCAGCCGGGAAGUAGAGUAGGCCUCACCCGCAUGUGCCCACUCUCCUUGAUUUAGAGGAGUCUAAAUCCUCUAAGGAAGGAAGGAAAGCAACGGUCCGGGAUGAUUGAUCCUCACUUCUCUCUUUCUCGGUCAACUCAGGAGCCUUUCGGUCUCAGGGGAGGAACGGGCCCAGAAAGGAGAAAGCGGAGUGAUAGAAAUGGGAGGGCAAACAGUUACAGGCUCUACUUCCCAGGGCACGAAUUUCUAGCAUGGCUUUCAGCCCCAUGUUAGAAUAUAUCCAGACCAUCCUCAGUCUUUAACACCCCAACCUUACGGUCGCUGGGCACCAGGCCCUGGCAGGGAUGGGCCAGGCCAAACGGGAGGCCAGAGGGUGCCAACGGCCAACGCGGCAGUCUGGCCCGGGAGGCUGGACUGUUUACUCUGGAGACCUGACUGGUCUGUGUUCCCACAGGAACAAGGUUGUCUUCUGAGCCCUCAGUGUCUGGUUUUGUUCAUCUCAGACUUGUUAUUUCACUCAUGUCUAAUAAAGGAUUUUUUUGAGUAAAUUCUAGUGGUUUCAUUUAUGUGAUCUGAAGAGCAAUAGGGAAGGGCAGGGAAUCUUAGGGCUUGGAAUUCUUUCUCUGGACCCAGUAAAGGAGACAGCCUGGUGUAGUGCAAUGGUUUGCAACCAGAGGCAACUUUGGCCCAGGGGACAUUUGGCAAUGCAGAGACAUUUUUGAUUGCUCCCAACUGGAAGGUGCUACUGGCAUCUAGUGGCUAGAGGUCAGGGAUGCUGCUAAAUAAACAUCCUAUAAUGCACAGCUCUGCCCCUCACAGCAAUGAAUUAUCUAGUCCAAAAUGUUAAUAGUGCGGAGGUUGGGAAACCCAGGUGUGGAGGAAAGAG